UCUCUUUCUGCAAUUUCCACAACUCAAGGAAAUUGAGAUAUCAACAUAGAGAAAAGGGUAAGAAACUCAAACCCAAUUCAAGUCAAUGGCAUCCACUUCACUUUUCAAGUUCUUCUCCAUCUCCUUCUUUCUCUUUUCUCUUCUCACAACCCAAGCUGUUUCACAAUCUAAUGAAUGUGAAACAACAACCAAUGCAUGCACCAAUAAAGAAAAGGCGUUACGACUCAAAAUCAUCGCCAUUUUCUCGAUCCUCAUUGCGAGUGUGAUCGGCGUUUGUUUACCUCUCUUCACUCGAUCGAUCCCGUCGUUGCACCCUGAUAGAAACAUGUUCAUCAUCCUCAAAGCCUUCGCGGCUGGCAUCAUUCUCGCCACUGGUUUCAUGCAUGUUCUACCUGAUUCCUUCGACAUGCUUUGGUCGAAUUGUUUGAAAGAGAAUCCAUGGCAUAAGUUUCCCUUUUCGGGUUUCGUUGCCAUGAUGUCGGCGAUCCUUACGCUCAUGGUCGAUUCCAUGGCUACGAGUUUGUAUACCAAGAAACAUACCGAGGUUAUGCCUGAGAAUUCUCAAGGAGGAGAUCAAGAGUUGCCUAUAAUUAUUACUAGUGACAACAAAGAAAUUAGUUCUGGUUCUCAACUAUUACGUUACCGGGUGAUUGCCAUGGUUUUGGAAUUGGGAAUCGUGGUUCACUCGGUUGUGAUUGGUCUAUCACUUGGAGCCACAAACGACACAUGCACAAUCAAGGGCCUAGUGGCUGCUCUUUGUUUCCAUCAAAUGUUUGAAGGGAUGGGUCUUGGUGGCUGCAUUCUUCAGGCAGAAUAUAAAUGGAUGAAGAAGGCAAUAAUGGCAUUUUUCUUCUCGGUGACAACCCCAUUUGGGAUAGCCCUAGGAAUAGGGUUGUCAAAGACAUACAAAGAAAACAGCCCUAGUGCCUUAAUCACUGUGGGGUUACUCAAUGCUUCUUCAGCUGGCCUCCUCAUCUACAUGGCUUUGGUGGAUCUUCUUUCAGCUGACUUUAUGGGCCCAAAGUUGCAGGGCAGCAUCAAACUUCAAGUCAAAUCCUAUAUUGCCGUUCUCUUAGGUGCUGGUGGCAUGUCUUUAAUGGCGAAGUGGGCUUGACAACAUGACUAUCUUAGCCAAUUACAUUUGUCAAUCUUUCAAUUAAUGUAUCACUCUAUAAUUUCAACUCUUUCUGUUC
Molecule: messenger RNA, 1193 nt
Organism: Cucurbita pepo subsp. pepo (vegetable marrow)
Lineage: Eukaryota; Viridiplantae; Streptophyta; Magnoliopsida; Cucurbitales; Cucurbitaceae
Product: putative zinc transporter 10
Biological process (GO): zinc ion transmembrane transport
Cellular component (GO): plasma membrane
Molecular function (GO): zinc ion transmembrane transporter activity
Source: RefSeq, a predicted model, not a curated record